Molecule: messenger RNA, 1565 nt
Organism: Scophthalmus maximus (turbot)
Lineage: Eukaryota; Metazoa; Chordata; Actinopteri; Pleuronectiformes; Scophthalmidae
Product: olfactory receptor 2AT4-like
Exons: 1
Coding region: 195-1160 (321 amino acids)
Biological process (GO): G protein-coupled receptor signaling pathway
Cellular component (GO): membrane
Molecular function (GO): G protein-coupled receptor activity; olfactory receptor activity
Source: RefSeq, a predicted model, not a curated record
AUUUUCUACUCUUACAUAUGUUUGAGCUUUCUGAGAAUAUAUCUUGCAUCCUACAAUUUACAUGUGCCGUUUAAAAUGAUCCACGUUGGUUUAUAGCAUUUUAUCUACCAUACAAUAUUCAUUUGCCUGUUCUCCAGACUGAGGAGCCUUUGCACAGAGGCUGACCUCCUGCACACAGCCGGAGGAGUUCAACUAUGUCUUUUCCCAGGACUGUUUUAAACGACUCUGUCAUCAUUCAUCCUCCAGGCUUCUACAUCAUCGGAUUUCAGACGAUUCCCUUCGUCAGUGUCUACUUCAUCUUCCUGGCGCUCGUCUAUGUGGUCACGGUUCUGUUCAACUGUUUGGUGAUCUACGUGAUUGCCUCUAAUCGUUGUUUGCACACGCCGAAAUUUCUGGCCGUGGUCAACCUCGCGGUGAUCGAUUUAAUCCUGAGCUCGUGCACUAUUCCCAGCAUGAUUAAGAUAUUUCUCAUCAAGGACAACUUUGUUCCAUUCGACCUUUGUCUCGUGCAAAUGUAUGUGUAUUACACGUUUGUCUCAUUGGAGUCAUAUGCACUUGCUAUUCUUGCCUAUGACCGGUUGAUCGCAAUUUGUUUCCCUCUGCGGCAAAACUCGAUCAACACACUGCAAAACAUGUCUUGUAUUGUCGGCCUGACUUGGUCCUUUGCUCUGGGAGUGACAGCGUUUACAACAGGUAUAAUGACUCGACUGUCUUUUUGCAAAUCCGUCACAGUCUUCAGUUAUUUCUGUGACUAUGCGCCUGUGUUUCGACUCGCCUGUAACGACUACACGAUGCAGUGGUCUGCAGCUUCUGUUCUCACCAUUUUGAUUCUUGUUGUACCUUUUGCUUUCAUUCUCCUGUCUUAUGUCAGCAUCCUGGCCACAGUGUUCAGGAUGAAGUCACUGGACAGUCGUUGGAAAGCUUUGGCCACGUGUGUGGAACACGUCAUUCUUGUCACUGUAUUUUACAUUCCUAUCAUUACCAUUUUCACCAUUGGAUUCUAUCUGGGAGUCAUUGACCCGGACCAGCGUGUGCUGAGCCUGUCGCUGGCCUCCUGCGUCCCACCCUGCGUCAAUCCUAUUGUGUAUUCAUUGAAAACUAAAGAGAUCAAAAUCAGAGCCCUGGCACUGGUCCGAAAAAAAAAGUCUGCACACAACUAAAAGGCGAGAGGGUCCGAAAAACACAGCAAUAACUGUUAUCAUCUUAUAAUCUAUGCCAACAGAAAGGGGCCAAAUGCUCUGAUUGACAGUGAGGUCAUCAGUGUAGAGAAGACUGUGAACAGGGCACCGUGCUGCAAACGGCACGAUUAUUAAUCAUCUUUUAUUAUGAUUUAAUUAAAGUUGCACUUGUGUCAUAUAUACCAAUACCUUUGGCUGUGGUGAGUAAACCGAUGACUCGAGGCUUUGUAUUUGGUUAAGAAUAAUAACUGAAGAUAAUGAUAAUUUAACACCUUACUUUAAUCACCUUUAUGUGACGUCUGGCUGUAGCUGUCUUCCAUAUGGUGUUAUGUUUUCCCAUGUAUCUGACUUCUUAUUGACAUUAUUACUCAUCGUAAAUGUGAUAAA